Molecule: messenger RNA, 1257 nt
Organism: Saxophila tyrrhenica
Lineage: Eukaryota; Fungi; Ascomycota; Dothideomycetes; Mycosphaerellales; Extremaceae
Product: glycerol-3-phosphate dehydrogenase
Exons: 1
Coding region: 1-1257 (418 amino acids)
Biological process (GO): glycerol-3-phosphate catabolic process; carbohydrate metabolic process
Cellular component (GO): cytosol; glycerol-3-phosphate dehydrogenase (FAD) complex; nucleus
Molecular function (GO): NAD binding; glycerol-3-phosphate dehydrogenase [NAD(P)+] activity
Source: RefSeq, a predicted model, not a curated record
AUGGCGAGCCUCUCGAUCCACUCGAAGAAGCACAAGGUGGCCGUGGUGGGAUCGGGGAACUGGGGAACAACCAUUGCAAAAGUUGUGGCCGAGAAUGUGCAAGCGCACAGCGACCUAUUCGAGCAAGAGAUACAAAUGUGGGUGUACGAGGAGGACUACCAGAUACCCAAGGACAGCAAGCACUACGAUGCUGGCUCUGCGCUCUCCACGAAACCACAGAAGCUCACCCAGCUCAUCAAUGGCCUGCACGAGAACGUCAAGUAUCUGCCAGGCAUUGCUCUGCCCAAGAACAUUGUCGCCAACCCUGAUGUCGCCGACACAGUCAAGGGCUCCACAAUCCUCAUCUUCAACCUCCCGCAUCAAUUCAUCGGCCGGGUGUGCGACGGCCUUCGCGGGAAGGUGAUUCCCUACGCCCGCGGCAUCAGCUGUAUUAAAGGUGUCUCGGUCUCGGAUCAAGGCUGCGAGCUCUUCUCCGAGAGCAUCGGCAAGAAGCUGAACAUCUACUGCGGAGCGUUGAGCGGGGCCAACAUCGCCAACGAAGUCGCUCUUGAGAAAUGGUGCGAGACGACCAUUGCGUAUGACCCGCCUGCUAUGGACUCUAAGCAGCCAACGCCAGCUGGCUCUCCUUCAGCAUCCUCCGCCGAUCUCCCAUCGCUCCAGAAGUCUGAAUCGAAAUCCAUGAAACUCGCCGCGCUGCCUGCUGAGUACCCACCUCUCAACCACGCCAACGUCCGCACCCUCUUCCACCGUCCUUACUUCCACGUCCGGAUGGUCAAGGACGUAGCUGGUGUGUCUCUUGGCGGCGCCCUCAAAAACAUCGUCGCUCUCGCCGCUGGCUUCGUUGACGGUCUCGGCUGGGGCGACAACGCCAAGUCCGCUGUCAUCCGCAUCGGGAUCCUGGAAGAAGUCAAGUUCGGCAUGCAGUUCUUCUCGCACACUUGCCGCAGUGAGACGUUCACAGAAGAGAGCUGCGGUGUCGCGGACAUUAUCACGAGUUGUAGCGGAGGCAGGAACUUCCGCUGUGCGAAGAUGGCGGUCAAGGAGGGCAAGCCGAUUGGGGAGAUCGAGGAGAGGGAGCUGAACGGACAAAAACUGCAGGGGACGAGUACGGCGUAUGAGGUGCAUAGCUUUUUGAAGGCGAUGGCGAUGGAGAAGGAGUUCCCGCUGUUCGAGGCGGUGUACAACAUACUGGAAGGAAACAACAAGCCGGAGGACAUCCCGAAGCUGGUGGAGGCGCACUCGACGGACGAUGUAUGA